GCUCCUGCGGGAGGUUCCAAUCUUUGCGGCGAGGUGUGCCCUGUUCGGGUUGUUGCCCGUUUUCGACCUCCAGUUUCUGAAGAAGAGCAGGAGGAGAACCCAGCGUUCACCGUGGAUGCUGCAGGUGUAGUUGAGUCUGCUGACCACUUGCACUGUUUCCGGUUGGACAGCGCGUUCGGUCAGGAAACAAGCCAACAGCAAGUUUACGAAGAUGUAGGUCGACGUGUGGUGCAAGAUGUGCUGUCCGGAUAUAAUGGUACCAUCCUGGCCUAUGGACCUACAGGGUCUGGCAAGACCUUUUGCAUGUUCGGGCCACCGCAGGGUCGAAGUCCCCGAGAUCUGGAAGGGCUGGUGCCGAGGGCUGUGGAGCAGGUCCUACAGCACGUCCAACAAAGUGCAGGCACCAAGCUGCAGUGCAGCUUUUUCGAGGUCUAUUUGGACAGGGUGCGCGACUUCCUGAGUCCAAAGACGCCGAACCCACAGUUGAAGGAGUUCCCCGGUGGCGUGGAAGGUCUCACCUACAAGGAGAUCUCCACCGCCGCUGAAGCGUUGCAGAUUUUGCGACUGGGGUUGAGGCUCAGAGUGGCCGCCAACACCAGCUUGAAUGAGCACUCAUCCCGUUCUCAUGCAAUCUUCUCCCUGCUUUUGCGACAAACGCAGAAAAGCGGAAUUCGAGCGUGCAAGUUGGCAUUGGUUGAUCUUGCCGGAUCGGAGAAGGUCCGCAAAAGUGGUUCUGUGGGUGGCAUGCUGGAAGAAGCGAAGAAAAUCAACUCCUCCCUGAGUGCGCUCGGUCAUGUGAUAGAAGCACUUUCCGAGCGAAGGCCGCAUGUACCUUACAGAGACUCCCGCCUCACACGGCUGCUGGAAGAAUCCUUGGGUGGCAACUGCCGCACGACUCUCCUGGUGGCUUGUUCGUCGAGCAGCAUCCAUGCUUCCGAGACGUUGUCUUCACUGCGAUUCGCGGUCCGUGCGAGAAAGGUGGAAAACAGUGUUGGCCUGACUGUCAGCAGCCCCCACCAAUCCUCGCAAUCUUCCGACAGGCAGCUUGAGAGACGAAUUGCUCAGCUUCGUCGAGAGCUCGCCAGAUUGGAAAGUCGCAGAUCUGCCUCACGCUCCCUGUCGGCAGACAGGCGCAGGUCAUCAAGGUCUACCGUCGCAAAGUCGAUGUCCACAUCGUCAUUAAGUCCCGAACGCCCGCGCAGCAGCAGGAUAUCACCGGCUGCUGGUGCUACGAAGGACAACAAGGCGACCAGCCAUGCUGGGCAGAGCCACUUGGAUGUUCCAGAGGCACUGCCAAUUUGCAACAGCGUCACGUUGCUUGGCAGCUGCAGGAGCACCGCUGAUCCAGGAUCGGGUGUGUCGUCUACUUGCUCAGUGGCCGCUGUCUCGACAGGCUCCGCCGCUGGCACACCGCUUUCUCGAGAUCGUGAUGCAACUGCGAGAGAGGAAUCCCCAUGCCCGCCGACCACUCGCGGCAGCUACAGCUUUCUCAUUGAGGCGACACCUUUGGCUGACAUGCCGGUCACACUGAAGGGCUGGACUGCCAAUCAGUCGUCAGUGCAGAUUCUGUGUGGUGGCACAGACAUUUCUGAGGUGCAGCCCCUGGAGAUCGAAGGAGGUCGCCCCAUGGCAACGGAGAGGUCCGGUCGCUGCCGCGAGCUGGAGAGACAACUCGAAGCCGAACGGCGGCAGCAUGCGCUUGAGCUUGAGAGUCUUCAGCGGCAGCACAUCGAGGGGCGUCUUCAAGCCUCACUGACAUCGCUUUCGCCGGUGAGGAGCACUGCUCCGGGAGCCUCACGCUUGGCAGCGCUGGCCAAGUCCGUGCCAUGCUCGAACGUCGACAGCAUUGCCAGGACUCGAUCGUCAGAAGGGCUAAAGCUGUCGGCGAGGAAUGAUGAAGUCACGACAGACGUGCAAAGUAUCCUCGACUUUGGUGCCAAGUCGCGCAGCGAGCCUUUGGCUGCAAUUGCUUCCAUUGCUUGUUGUGAGCUGCAUCCUCUUUCUCGCGCGAAGCAGUUGAAAUCAACAGCCAAGAGUAUCGAUCUUGGAGAAGCGGGACAAGGCUUGGCCAGCGAGGUUUGCGCCUCCGCUGGUGGGCCCAAGUUGCCUUGCACCAGCGACUUUCUCAGAUUCGAGUUCGACACCGCACCGGAAUUGCACCCGAUGUCCAGCAUCAGGAAACGGUAUGCGAAAGCCGUCUUUGUUUGCUCUUUGCCAGUACCUGUGCAGCUCUCCGGAUACACGGUUGAUUCCCUCACCUCAGGGAUGCUUGCCGGAACGGCCAGGAUCAAGUCGCUUGCUGAUGGCUUCCGCCAUUGCCAAAGUCUGUCCUUGCGACCACUUGUGGCAGUGCCCGUGGUUACCGAAGCGAAGGACUGGCGGGACGAGGCGCUUCUGGUGCCGCACGAGUGCAUCCGCUGGUGGAAUGCCAACCUAUUGGAGAUCCUGGCCGACUUCGAGCCGGUGAAGCGCCCUACAUCUGCGUGGAAGACGAAGGUACUUAUGGAUUUCAUGGACAACUAUUACGUUCCCUGUGUCCAUCAUCACCACCGCAGCGAGGAGGAAAUCUACAAUCCAGGCAUCCUGGAAAAAUGCAAGAGCAUGGGCGUGGCUGAUCCAUUUACCAAGGUGAAGAAGGAUCACGAGACUCUCGUUGCUCUACUGGACAAGGUAGUCACGUUCCGGAAGCCGAUCGAAUCAGGCGAUGCCAAGGCAGUGGAGGAGUUCAAGACGGCCAUGAAAGAGAUGAUCAAGUUCAUGGAGGAGCACCUCGCCGAGGAAGAGCAGGACUACCCCAAGAUUUUCGCGGACUGUCAGCUUACGCAGGAGGAAGAGGGUGUUCUCUUGAACAAGAUUUUGGAAGGCCUGGGCUUAGACGGUAGCAAGAAAUUCUUGCCGCCCAUCAUGUACGCCAUGGUCUUGUGGAGGGGCAAGGACAAGAUGAUGGAGUGGGAGGCCAAGCUACCUGGGCCAAUUCGCAUGCUGAACAGCAACUGCUGGCUCAACGACUUCCACGAGAAUCAACUCCGUGUACUUGAGGCUCUCAAGAAGGAAGAGGCAUUCGAGCCUCACCCUCCGUCAUGCAAUUUAUGUUCCGUGAUGUAA
Molecule: messenger RNA, 3105 nt
Organism: Symbiodinium necroappetens
Lineage: Eukaryota; Dinophyceae; Suessiales; Symbiodiniaceae
Source: the annotation of a GenBank genome assembly